This is a messenger RNA of Drosophila ficusphila, 1055 nucleotides long. It is a transcript of the gene shrb, whose product is annotated as charged multivesicular body protein 4c. The record is from RefSeq and is a predicted model, not a curated record. Gene Ontology annotation, cellular component: multivesicular body; ESCRT III complex; cytoplasmic side of plasma membrane. Bases 116 to 802 code for a protein of 228 amino acids. Gene Ontology annotation, biological process: late endosome to vacuole transport via multivesicular body sorting pathway; vesicle budding from membrane. NCBI's taxonomy places the organism in Eukaryota, Metazoa, Arthropoda, Insecta, Diptera, Drosophilidae. The transcript has 5 exons.
AAUCGAUAUCGGGUGACGCAUACGAACAACAGCUCCCAGACAACCAAGAAACGCAAUAGCAGGAAAAAACUCAUUAAUUCGGGGUUUCUAGGUAAAAAAAAACAAAUCAGCCAGGAUGAGUUUCUUUGGGAAGAUGUUCGGUGGCAAGAAGGAGGUAGCGCCCACUACCGGCGAGGCGAUACAGAAGCUGCGUGAGACGGAGAACAUGCUCAUCAAAAAGCAGGAGUUCUUGGAGGCCAAGAUCGAGGACGAGUUGAAUAUAGCUCGCACGAAUGCGUCCAAAAACAAAAGAGAACUGGCCCUGCAAGCCCUCAAAAAGAAGAAGCGCCUGGAAAAGCAGCUACAGCAGAUCGAUGGAACCCUAUCCACCAUUGAGAUGCAACGCGAGGCUCUGGAGAGCGCCAACACGAACACUGCCGUCUUGACAACAAUGAAGAAUGCCGCGGAUGCCCUCAAAACUGCCCACCAGAACAUGGAUGUGGACAAGGUGCACGACAUGAUGGACGACAUUGCCGAGCAACAGGAUGUGGCGCGUGAGAUUUCCGAUGCCAUUUCUAACCCAGUGGCCUUUGGGGCCGAUCUCGACGAUGAGGACCUCGAGCGGGAACUCGACGAGUUGGAGCAGGAGAACUUCGACAAGGAAAUCAUUGGCAUUCCCGAGCCGACGCCCACCUUGCCCGAAGCGCCCACAGAAGAUUUGCCCGAGAAGGCCAAGGAGAAGAAGAAGGCGGCUACCACGACGGCUGGACCGGCUGAUGACGAUGAUCCAGACAUGAAGCAGCUGUUGUCCUGGUCCUCGUAAAUAAAAGCUCGAUCGAAAUCUCCUCAAUGUUCUGCAGAUUCACCCCCAACCCAAACUUUUUUGUUUUAAUUAAUAAUCAAUAAUGUUAAUUAAGCCAAAAUUUUAGUUCGAAGCGAAGGAGAGAAAAACAAGGCAUUAAAUCCUUUGGCAAUUAUCAAAUGAUACAUCUAAUAGGAAUGUGAUUUAACAAAUAAACGGAGCAUAGUCAGGCCACGCAACAGAAACCAACAGUAAAUAUCCGCUGCAUAAACAA